Cryptococcus amylolentus CBS 6039 is the source of this 1575-nucleotide messenger RNA. RefSeq lists its product as hypothetical. NCBI's taxonomy places the organism in Eukaryota, Fungi, Basidiomycota, Tremellomycetes, Tremellales, Cryptococcaceae. Bases 1 to 1575 code for a protein of 524 amino acids. Gene Ontology annotation, molecular function: oxidoreductase activity. The record is from RefSeq and is a predicted model, not a curated record. The transcript has 11 exons.
AUGACUCAGGAGAUGGAGAAGAAGGAAGAGGAGGAGCAGAAGAAGCUGAAGAUUGCCAUCAUCGGCGGUGGUGUCAGUGGCUUAUCGGCUCUCUGGGUUCUGAACGAGUAUACGACACAUGAAGUGCAUAUCUAUGAGAAAGAUAGCUGGUGGGGCGGACACGCGCAUACUGUCGAGUUUCAACAACCUGGUAAAGAACCAUGUCAGAUUGAUACCGCUUUCAUCGCCAUAAACGCCAAAAACUACCCCAACUUCCACCGCUUCAUAACAACCACCUCCCACGCCGUCGACCUCAUCACCACCACCAUGUCAUUCUCCCUCAGCCGGGAUGGCGGUGCCUUCGAGUGGGCUAGUACCGGGUUUUGGGGGUUGUUCUGUCAGGGUGUUAAUCUGUUCAAACCCCGCGUAUACAGGAUGAUGUGGGAUAUCUUCCGAUUCCACAUCUUUGCAAAAGAUUUCCUCUCCUCCCCCCCAUCUUCUGCCGAAGAAGGGAUGAGCAUUGGGGAGUAUCUCGAUAGGGAACAGUAUAGUCAGGCUUUCAAGGAAGACUAUCUACUUCCCCUAACAGCAGGUAUCUGGUCCAUCCCCCCCGACAAAGUAGCCCUCGACUUUUCCGCGCUCGCGCUCAUCCGGUUCUUCCACAAUCACCAGAUGCUGCAGCUCUGGGGCCGGCCGGCUUGGUUGACUGUGAAAGGCGGGUCGGGGAGGUAUGUUGAUAAGAUUAUUGAAAGCUUCGGGAAGGGGAGGUUGCAUUUGGGGGAAGGGGUGCAGAGGGUCGUACCCCGGGGGGAUGGACGGUUUGGGGUUGUCGAACGCGGAGGGGAGGAGGUGGUUUACGAUAAAGUCAUCCUCGCAACACACACAGAUCAGGCCGUCCAGCUGCUCGGCGAGAAUAUAAGUGCGGAAGAGCAGGAAGUCUUGGGUGGGUGUGAGUGGAGUCCGAAUGAGGCCGUUGUGCAUUAUGAUGAAGCUUUGAUGCCUGUGAGGAAAAGCGCUUGGACUGCGUGGAAUUACCUCACGUCGACGACGAACGCUGUUGAGCCGGGCCACGAACCCAAAACAGCCGCUUCGGACGUCAGCACCAUCUCCAUCACAUUCGACCUGAACGUCCUCCAAUCCCUCCCUAUCGCCAAACACGGCCACAUCUUCGUAACCCUCAACCCUCCCACUCCACCAUCCCCCUCCAAAACACUCUCCCGAUGGGUAUACCACCACCCCCUCCUCACCCCCUCCUUGCUCUCAGCGCAAAAGAGACUCCCAUCCAUCCAAGGUGUUCGCGGGCUGUACUUUGCAGGCGCCUGGACGGGGUAUGGGUUCCAUGAAGAUGGGUGGCGGACUGGGAUGGAGAUUGCGUACCGCCCGGAGUUUGGGAUACCUGAAUCAGAAAUGCCCUGGGAGAUUGUCAAGGUUGACGGCCGGGAUAUCAAGAGAGAAGCGGGAGAGUGGCUCUUGAGACCACUGGUCGGUGGGAUCGAUUCGGCGUUUAAAGGGUUUGCGGGGUGGAUGUGGUGGAGUGCGGGGAUGUAUGUUUCUGUGAUUCAUAGGUUGUUUGGGGUGAAGACGAAGAGUGCUUAG